GGUGCGGAAGAGUUUGACAGGAACAACAAGACACGACUCAAGUUGGUGGUGACCCAGCCGCGCCACAACAACAACCACAACACGACUGUUGUUGGACUUGGAUGUACAGUACAGAAGCCAGGAGGAAUGGUGAAAAUUUAUUAUUCUUUCAUUUCACACUAUUUUCGUCUUCCUCUUCUUCUAUUCAUAAAAUCCAAUCCUGGGUUUAAAUUAGUACCCACUUUAUCUUUUUCUCCAAUCACACUACUCCAUUUGGCCUAAUAAUCCAAACCCUCUAUUUACCGAUCAUUACCCUCUCCUUCGUGCUUCAUGGUGUUCUAAGGGUUUCUUUUUGAGGUCCUCGUCGGGUACCCACCAAGGUUAAUUGCUCCUCCUUGCUCUCUGUUGCGAUUUUUUUUUUUUUUUGGGGGGGUUUUCUCAUCUGGGUAUAUUUAUUUUGGUUGAUUGGCACCAGGAUUGUUCAACCUCAUUGACUGCCAUGGAAGGUUACGGAAGUUUGGGGUUCAGUGAUGUAAAUAGUGCUGUGAGAAAGAAAAGGAGUAAUACAUUUCGCCGACCUCGGAAUGACUCACAGGUCCCUUUGGAUUACCGUGAUAUCUCAUCCCUGUCAUCAACACCACCUUCAGAUGAUUCAAGCAAAGGUUCUAGUGAUGAUAAUAAUGAUUUUGGUUCAGUUUCUCAAAGGAAAGAAAUCAAUCUGAACCAAUGCGGCUCAAGAGCCUCAUUUAGUAAUCUUGCUGAAUCUGAGUCUGCCAAAAAUGUGAUAAAAAAUGAAGAUGGAGGAUUUGCAGAUUCUGAUGAAGCUUCGAAUGAUGGUUCUUUUCGAGGCAGUAAUGAGCAGAGAAAUAGUGGGGUUGAUUCCAGAAGGUCCAGUAAAGGUGUCCUUGCUCCUGCAAAUUGGAAAAGCACAAGCAAGGUCGGGCAUAGUGAAGUUGCUUCAGAUGGUUUAGAUAACGAGAAUAAAGUGAAAAAGGUUAAGCUUAAAGUUGGAGGUGUUACUCGUACAAUUCAAGCCAAAACUAUAUCUGAUGGUGCAUCUGCAGUUGGGUCAUCAACUACAAAAUCUUCUCACAUUUCAGGUUCCCCUCGGCCUCGGCAGAAGUUAAUUCAGGACAAUUCAGAUGACAAUCGAUCCUUCACUUCAGAUAAGGGGACUGGCUUGCAGGGGCAGGGGGCCACAUUGAAGGAUGCUUCUAGAAAUAGCUAUGCUGGGAAUGCUGAUCCUUUGAGUGAUAGGAUGCCUGAUGAAAAUAUCUAUGUAAACAAAAUGGAGAAGGAUGAACCUCUUCGUAAGAGCAAGAGGGUCCCAAAAAGGCGCUUAUUAGUUGACACAUUUGAUGAUGAGGAUGAUGAUGAUGUAGAGAUUCGGUACCUUGAAAAACUUAAAACAUCUAAGGUUUCCACUGGUUGUGGUGUGGAAGACAAAGAUGACAAGGAAAGAGAAAGCAGGACACAAAGGAAAAUUUCAUGGUUGUCAAAGAGGAAUGCUGAUGCCAAGUAUGCUGUUGAUAUGGGAGACUAUGGCUCAUCAAGAUCAGUGAAGGAAACCAAGAAGUCCAGAUCAGGAAGAGUUUAUGGUGAUACUGAUUAUGUGGAAGAGGAGGAACCUAUAUCAGAUUGUGAGCUGGAUAGCAAGAGGAAGAGGCCAAGAAAGGAGUUUGUUGAGUCAUUGAUAGAUCCUAAGAAGGAAAGGACUGUCACUACUCGCCAACGAGCCCUUCAAACUGGUAAAGAUGUCUCUUCCAGUGUGAGUUUAAUUGAGUUCCCCAAUGGGUUGCCCCCUGCUGCACCACGAAAGCAAAAGGAGAAACUCUCUGAAGUGGAGCAGCAGCUGAAGAAGGCUGAGGCUGCUCAGAGACGUAAAAUGCAAGUAGAGAAGGCAGCAAGGGAAUCUGAGGCUGAGGCAAUCAGAAAAAUCCUGGGCCAAGAUUCCAGUAGGAAGAAACGGGAAGAUAAGAUUAAGAAACGUCAAGAAAAUCUUGCACAGUUUUUGCAGGAGAAGGCUGCAAAUGCUGAGAUAGUUGCAUCAGAUUCUGUCCGGUGGGUAAUGGGUCCCUCAGGAACCGUAGUAACAUUUCCAGAUGAAAUUGGCUUGCCAACAAUCUUCGACUCAAAGCCAUGCAGUUACCCACCACCCCGUGAGAAAUGUGCUGGUCCAUCUUGUUCAAACCCAUACAAGUACCGGGAUUCGCAGUCCAAGCUUCCACUGUGCAGUCUCCAAUGCUACAAGGCCAUACAUAAAAAGAUGCCCCCACUCUCUGCUUGUUAAAAUAAAAAUAAAUCAUCUGGACUCUCUCUAACUAGUAUACUGUUUUUUCCACUUUUUCCAAGAACACAUUGAAAGAAAUCCCAACUAUGAGUGUACAUAUUUAAUCAUACCCUUACGUGGUGAUAUCAGAUUAUUUUUCCUUUUCUCUUC
Messenger RNA from Ziziphus jujuba (common jujube), 2419 nucleotides. RefSeq lists its product as uncharacterized. Gene Ontology annotation, cellular component: Ino80 complex. The coding region runs from base 479 to 2269 and encodes 596 amino acids. The transcript has 7 exons. The record is from RefSeq and is a predicted model, not a curated record. Gene Ontology annotation, biological process: chromatin remodeling. Lineage: Eukaryota; Viridiplantae; Streptophyta; Magnoliopsida; Rosales; Rhamnaceae.